AUGGCACCCAAGAGACCGCCGACAACGUCGCCAGAAAAAUCAUCGUUGCAAGUGACUAGAAGAUGUCAUGCGGUUGCAUCACUGACAAAGGAUCCCAGAAUGCACACUGAGCAGACGAACAUGUCUGCUCCGACACAGCCUGCUCCGUCGAAGCCAAAGCCAGAAACCAAGAAGGGAGGUGGCAUCGCCAACUUCAUCGUCAACAAUGAAAACUCGGUCAUGAGCGUCGAGCAUCAACCGGGACAAACACCGUUCGACAACAGUGGUCUGCUUCCGCAAUGGAAAGUGGAGAGUUUAAAAAAAACCGCGAACAAAAUUUCAGGGCCUUGCAUCAGCUUCAUCGAGUCUGCCCGAAACCCAAGGCCUACUACUGUCACGUCUUUCUUCCCAGCACUGGGGGAAUCAGAGUCACAGAAUGCCCAAUCAGAUAUGGAACACAGCAUGCAAAUGCUUUUGUCUCCGCGACUGGAUGAGUCGGCAGCAAUGCUUGAAACUUCCCGUGAGCAGAUGCAUGGAGACUUACAGGUCACCCACUCCGCUCCUGAGGGCACAAAUGAACAGAUUCGCUCAGAAAACGGACAAGACCCAGAUGCUCGUUUCCAAAGAUUUCCCGCCAGUGAUUUAUAUGCCGAGCCUACGCCGUCGGCUGAGGAUAUUAAGAGGACUAAAGCUGGUAAAGCUCCUGUAGUCGCGGUACCAAAAGCCAUGAGAGACGCUUCGUCGCAAACUGAAGCUUUCGCAUCAAGUGCUCGCUCGCAACCUAGCCUUCAACCUGUUGGGGGACAAGCGCCAUACAACCUUUCAGCAGGAGCUGCUCCAGACCACAAAGUUGUGGAUUUACACAGGCCCAUCACCAAUCGCAUGACUGAGCAAGAAUCUCGAAUGAAAGCCUUCAGCCUUCUGUGCAACAUGCCAGCUGAGUUGGUCCAAGAAAUUAUUUGCGGAAAUGUCGCACAUGCUUCACUAGCCGGCAACAACAAGAUCCAGCAGCUGUUUCACCCAAACAGUGCCUGGAUGGGAAAUUAUUCCGCGCAGGUUCCAUAUAUAUACAUGCGAGCGUUCUGCGAUACCAGAACAGGUAGAUCGCUCACUCUCAACGAGCUGAAACAAGUCCUGCAUUGGCAGUCGCUGUAUGCAAAGGAGCAUCUCACAGAUAGAGAAAUCGAUCUCGUCUUUGCCGUCGAGGAACAGUAUGCUCAUACAGAGAGCAAAAUCAGGCAUGCGAAAGAAGGAUGCAGAAAAUUCCUCAACAGAAAGUUUGCAGAUGAAGACGCGAGCAACCGUACCCGUCAGGUGUUGGUCUUUUGCAACGCAUGCCAGGAAUGGCUGGAGCCUCUUCCGCCACUUGUUGGCGAUACACCGCUGGCUGUUCCACUGUCGUAUGUUGGGUUUGCCAUGAACUCUCAAAAAAGCAAAGCCCAGCUUGAAAGGACCCACAAUCCUGGUUCGAGUUGGUUCAUGAGCCUCUUCCUAGCGACAUGUGAAGCUGUGCUGGGCGACGGCAAUGAGAUAUGGGGCUUUCGCUCGUUUGUCCUUUGUUAUUGUGUAGAGGACGAAGGGGCAUAUGUAGGAAAAGCACUCUUGACUGUUCUCCUCGCAGCGUGGUACCGCUCAGACACUGGUUUUGGGGUUUACCCUCCCGGAGAGAACACAUUUAGUGUUGAGUUUCGCACAACACCGCACUUGGAAGUGCAACGUCUAUGGCAUACUUUCAGGGAACUCCGCGAACAACAUACGCCGUACCAGGAAAACCUGGACCUGGAGUACCCUAAGAUAGAGGCGUUCAUUGAGAAGAAAAAACAACGUGCUGCUUCAGCGAAGGCAAAGCACCCAGACCCAAGGGCAGAAGCUCAAGCGAUAUGCCAGUCCAUCAAUGAUGAGGAGCAAGAGACGCGUCGCAGAAUAUAA
Bipolaris maydis ATCC 48331 is the source of this 1908-nucleotide messenger RNA. RefSeq lists its product as uncharacterized. Lineage: Eukaryota; Fungi; Ascomycota; Dothideomycetes; Pleosporales; Pleosporaceae. The record is from RefSeq and is a predicted model, not a curated record.